Messenger RNA from Meriones unguiculatus (Mongolian gerbil), 3981 nucleotides. It is a transcript of the gene Lamb3, whose product is annotated as laminin subunit beta 3. Gene Ontology annotation, molecular function: extracellular matrix structural constituent. Gene Ontology annotation, biological process: cell migration; basement membrane assembly; axon guidance. NCBI's taxonomy places the organism in Eukaryota, Metazoa, Chordata, Mammalia, Rodentia, Muridae. Bases 160 to 3678 code for a protein of 1172 amino acids. Gene Ontology annotation, cellular component: basement membrane; laminin trimer. The transcript is spliced from 23 exons. The record is from RefSeq and is a predicted model, not a curated record.
CAGCCAGGGAGUCUCCAGAGGUGAGGCUGCUGCUUAAAACCUUGGAGCCAAGACGGGGACCCCACAUCCCCAGGGAGCUCUCUGAGGGGGAUCUGGAGAAGAACAGGGGCGUGUAGGAGCUCUGGGUGAGGUGACCUCUCUGGGGACCUGCAGUGGCCCAUGAUGAUAGCACUUUUAGUCCUGUGCUUGGCCUUGCCUGGCCUCUUGUGUGCCCAACAAGCCUGCUCCCAGGGGGCAUGUUAUCCACCUGUUGGGGACUUGCUCGUUGGAAGGACUCAGCAUCUCCGAGCCUCAUCUACCUGCGGUCUGACCAAGCCAGAGAUCUACUGCACCCAGUACGGACAGUGGCAGAUGAAAUGCUGCAAGUGUGACUCCAGGCUGCCUCACAAUUACAACAGCCACCAAGUGGAGAACGUCGCCUCGUCCUCAGGCCCCAUGCGCUGGUGGCAGUCACAGAACGAUGUGAGCCCUGUGUCUCUGCAGCUGGACCUGGACAAGAGAAUGCAGCUUCAGGACAUCAUGAUGGACUUCAAGGGUCUCAUGCCGGCCGGCAUGUUGAUUGAACGCUCUUCUGACUUUGGCAAUACCUGGAGGGUGUACCAGUAUCUGGCCACAGACUGUGCCAGCACCUUUCCCCAGGUCCACCAGGGCCAGCCCAAGACCUGGCAGGACGUUCGGUGCCGGCCGCUGCCGCAGAGGCCCAACGGGCACCUAACGGGGGGAAAGGUCCAACUUAACCUUAUGGAUUUGGCGUCAGAUAUCCCCGCAUCUCAGAGUAAAAAGAUUCAAGAAUUAGGGGACAUCACAAACCUGAGAGUCAACUUCACCAAGCUGGCCCCUGUGCCUCAGAGGGGCUCCUACCCACCCAGCGCCUACUUUGCAGUGUCUCAGCUACGUCUGCAGGGGAGCUGCUUCUGUAACGGACAUGCCGACCACUGUGCCCCCAACCCUGGAGGCCCUAGAGGUCCCACCACUGCUGUGCAGGUCAGCGAUGUCUGCAUCUGCCAGCACAACACUGCUGGCCCCCACUGUGAGCGCUGCGCCUCCUUCUACAACAACCGGCCGUGGGGACCUGCAGAGGGCCAGAACACCCACGAGUGCCAAAGGUGUGACUGCAACGGGCACUCGGAGACCUGCCACUUUGACCCCGCUGUGUUUGCUGCCAGCCGGGGGACAAGCGGGGGUGUGUGUGACAACUGCCGGGACCACACCGAGGGCAAGAACUGCCAGCGCUGUCAGCUUCACUAUUUCCGGAACAGGCGACCCGGCGCUCCCAUUCACGAGACCUGUAUCCCCUGCGAGUGUGACCCAGAUGGGGCAGUCCCAGGAGCUCCCUGUGACCCAUUGACUGGCCAGUGUGUGUGCAAAGAGCAUGUGCAAGGAGAGCGCUGUGACCUUUGCAAGCCUGGCUUCACCGGACUCACCCUCACCAACCCACAGGGCUGCCACCGUUGUGACUGCAGCAUCUUGGGUGCCCGGCGAGAUAUGCCUUGUGAGGAGGAAACUGGGCGCUGCUUGUGUCUGCCCAAUGUGGUGGGCCCCAAAUGUGAUCAGUGCGCCCCUGCCCACUGGAAGCUGGCCAGUGGCCGGGGCUGUGAGCCCUGUGCCUGUGACCCUCGUAACUCCCUCAGCCCCCAGUGUAACCAGUUCACAGGCCAGUGUCCUUGUCGGGAAGGGUUUGGUGGCCUCACGUGCAGCUCUGCCGCCAUCCGACAGUGUCCCGACCGGACCCAUGGAGACGUGGUCACAGGGUGUCGAGGCUGUGACUGCGACUUCAGAGGAACUGAGGGUCCCGGCUGUGACAAAGCCUCAGGCCACUGCCUCUGCCGCCUCGGCUUGACGGGCCCCCGCUGUGACCAGUGCCAGCGAGGAUACUGUGACAGCUACCCAGUAUGUGUGGCCUGUCACCCUUGUUUCCAGGCCUAUGACGUGGACCUCCAGGAGCAGGCUCGGCGCCUCGGCAGUCUUCGUAAUGCCACUGACGGCCUGCGGACAGGGCCAGGUUCCGAGGACCAUGGCAUGGCCUCUCGGUUGCUAGAUGCCAAGAACAAGAUGGAGCAGAUUGGACAGAUCCUAGGGGACAGCUCUGUCACAGAGCAGGAUGUAGCUCAGGUGGCCAAUGCCAUCUCGUCUAUCAGGCGGACUCUUCAGGGCCUGCCGCUGGACCUGCCCUUACAGGAGGAGAUGGAGUCCUUCUCUGCAGACCUGGGGAAUCUGGACAGAAGCUUCAACCGCCUCCUCCUCAUGUACCAGAGCAAGAAGGAGCAAUUCGAGAAGCUAAGCAGUGCUGACCCUUCAGGUGCCUUCCGCAUGGUGACCUCCGCUUACGAGCAGUCCUCCCAGGCUGCGCAGCAGGUGUCCGACAGUUCCAGCCUGCUGAGCCAGCUGAGGGAUAGUCGCAGGGAGGUGGCGGGGCUGGAGAGGCAGGCUGGGGGAGGAGGAGCUGGAGGAGCCCAGCUUGUGACCCUGCGCCUGGAGAUGGCCUCACUGCCUGACCUGACACCCACCAUCAACAAGCUCUGUGGCGGCUCUAGGCAGACAGCCUGUACCCCAGGACUGUGCCCAGGAGAGCUGUGCCCCCAGGACAAUGGCACAGCCUGCGGAUCUCACUGCAGGGGAGCCCUGCCCAGAGCCAAAGGGGCCUUCCGCAUGGCAGGGCAGGUAGCUGAGCAGCUACGGGGCUUCAAUUCCCAGCUCCAGCAGACCAGGCAGAUGAUCAGGGCAGCCGAGGAAGCGGCAUCCAGGGUCCAGUCAGACGCGCAGCGCCUGGAGACCCAGGUGAGCACCAGCCGCCUGCAGAUGGAGGAAGAUGUCCGGCGCACGCGGCUUCUCAUCCAGCAGGUCCGGGCCUUCCUCACGGACCCUGACACAGAUGCGGCCUCCAUCCAAGAGAUCAGUGAAGCAGUGCUGGCUCUCUGGCUGCCCACAGACUCAGCCACAGUGCUGCGCAAGAUGAAAGAGAUCCAAGCUAUUGCUGCCAGGCUCCCCAAUGUGGACCUGGUGCUCUCCCAGACCAAGCAGGACAUUGCACGUGCCCGCAGGCUCCAGGCAGAGGCCGAGGAGGCCAGAGGCCGAGCCCAAGCUGUGGAAGGGCAGGUGGACGACGUGAUUGGGAACCUUCGGCAGGGCACCGUGGCUCUGCAGGAAGCCCAGGACACUAUGCAGGGCACUGGCCGCUCUCUUCGGCUCAUCCAGGAAAGGGUUGCUGAGGUCCAGCAGGUGCUGGGGCCAGCCGAGAGGCUGGUGACAGGCAUGAAGGAGCAGAUGAGUGGCUUCUGGGCACAGAUGGAGGAGCUCCGCCGCCAGGCCCAGGAGGGGCAGGCACAGGCAAUGCAGGCCCAGCGGCUUGCAGAGGGUGCCAGCCAGCAGGCGCUGAGUGCCCAGGAGGGCUUUGAGAGACUCAAGAGAAAGUAUAGAGAGUUGAAGAACCGGCUGGGCCAGAGUCCUGCACUGGGCGAGCAAGGCAGUCGGAUCCUGAGCAUCAAGACUGAGGCUGAGGAGCUGUUUGGGGAGACCAUGGGAAUGAUGGACAGAAUGAAAGACAUGGAGUCAGAGCUGCUUCGUGGGAGUCAGGCCAUCAUGCUGCGCUCAGCGGACCUGUCAGGGCUAGAGAAGCGCGUGGAGCAGAUCCGAAGUUACAUCAAUGGGCGUGUGCUGUACUAUGCCACCUGCAAGUGACCUGAAGCCCCACCUCCUCACUUCCCCUCUCCACCUGGAAGGGCACGCUGGGGAGGGGAGUGUUCCUGGACUGUGACACUCUACGUUUCGUUGCACACUCGGUCACUGGGUGUGCUGCUGACUGUAUUGAGCCUGUGCUUGCAUGACCACAUUUAAAGGAGAGGUGGUGCAAGGGGUGAGCCUCAGGACUCAGAGCGCUUAGCUAAGGGAGCUGGGCUGGACAGCGUGCCCCACACCUACUCCUACCCCCACUGUGGUAGAAUCUGGGACCACACAGAAACGGAAUAAAGAGUGAUGUAUGAA